Molecule: messenger RNA, 879 nt
Organism: Lottia gigantea (owl limpet)
Lineage: Eukaryota; Metazoa; Mollusca; Gastropoda; Lottiidae
Exons: 4
Coding region: 99-626 (175 amino acids)
Cellular component (GO): extracellular region
Molecular function (GO): chitin binding
Source: RefSeq, a predicted model, not a curated record
CAAGGAGGACGUCUUUCGCCAGUCUUUUUGACGUUGUGAGUUUAGGACUGAAACUUUAACUUGCUCUGUUUCUUGCCAAAGCAAAACAAAAUUUCACAAUGAUUCACAGAAUAAUUUUCACUCUGACAGCCCUGGUUAUGGUUAGCAUGGCUGCAGAUCUUCCUGAAUCUGGUAGCAGCUGUGAUCCCAGUAGUGACAGUCAAACAAUAGUUGACUCUGAUGACUGCACCGUAUUUGUUAAAUGUGUCACAAAUCAAGAUACUGGUGAAGCCAAAUGGAUCUCGUCCAAGUGUAUAGAUGGAACAAUUUACAGUGCAGAGAAAGGAAGAUGUGAUGCUUAUAUUGGUGAUAAUGCAUGUCAAGGUUACACAAAACCAGCACCAUCAGGAAGAGAUAUCCCAGCAGGAUGCGAAGACAAUUUCCUGUGUCCAAAUACUUUAGCAUUUUACGUCUACCCAGAUUGGCAAGAUUGUACAAAAUAUUAUGUUUGCCAGAGUGGGGCGGUUUCCAAUAGAAACUGUAAUGCUUUUGAUGGAUUAACAUACUAUUCUGCAAAUGAUUAUGCAUGUGUAUCAUCGUCUGCUGGAACUGGUGUUUGUCUUAAUGGUAUUCCUGCAAGGCCUUAAGUUACAAAUAUAACAGAUUUUGAUGCCAUUAUCUUUCUUUUCCACUUUUAAAUUUUAUUUGAAUCAGCACAGCAUUAGAAUAUUCAAUACACUAAAUAAAUUCAAUAAUUUACCAUUCUGAAAAUGAAUAUACAAUUGCAUAAUAUUUUACUAUUGCUCACAUUAAGUUCUCUAUAUUCAUGUUUUAUAAAAUCCAUUGUAUUUAUUUGUCCAGUAUGAUAUACGACUAAACAGUAAAUAAAUCUUUCUUCUG